Messenger RNA from Pelobates fuscus (common spadefoot toad), 864 nucleotides. Its product is annotated as phospholipase A2 inhibitor gamma subunit B-like. The transcript is spliced from 5 exons. The record is from RefSeq and is a predicted model, not a curated record. The coding region runs from base 44 to 652 and encodes 202 amino acids. NCBI's taxonomy places the organism in Eukaryota, Metazoa, Chordata, Amphibia, Anura, Pelobatidae.
CUGAGAUUCAUUUUGUGAAGUUAAAGAGAAACUCUCGGUCAUCAUGGCAAAUCAUGUCGUGCUUUUUGGCUUCCUCUUUGCCUUUUUGGCUACAGGAAACUCUUUAACAUGCAUGCAAUGUAGUACCGUAUCAGAAACUUCGUGCAGUGGUGCACCUCAAGUAUGUAACAAUAAUGAAGCUUCUUGCAUUGAUAAAUUGGAGAUUACCAAAGUGGGAAAUCAAACCCUUACUGGUUUCAGUCGAUCUUGUAACGAUGACCCCAAUAUCUGUGACAAAGAUUUUCAAAUGGUCGGCGGAAUUCAAAACACAUUCAUAACAACAAAAUGCUGUAACACGGACAACUGCAACAAGCAUGAAAUCCAAGUUUCCGAGCAUAAUAACACAGUUAACGGAGGUCUCUGUGAAGUGUGUUAUGGUUUGGAUUCCUACGAGUGCAAUAUUAAUGGUUACAUACAGUGCAGAGGAGAUCUAACAGAGUGCGUUGAUAUUGCAGUAACUUUGGAGAAAAUAGAUUCAUCUACAUUUAAAUUUUCACUAAAGGGAUGUGCCACACCUCAUGCAUGUACACUUGGACCCAAAAUGAUAGCUGCAGCUAAAAUAGUGGAAGAAAAGCGGUUGUCAUGCUCCCCUGCUAAAAGGAUUGUUCAGUGAUGACACAAAAAUAAUCUAGAAAAAAUAUGUAUCAUGCAGUGAAAAAUGCAACAUUGUGAUUAUAGCACAAUACGGAUUAAUCUAUAAUCAAAGUGUAGGGUUUAAACAUAGAUAAAUUGUCAAAACUUAUUUUGAAAACAUUAUUACUAAUCUUCACAAAUUUACACUUCUUUCCCUGUAAGGAAUUUAAGAAUAAUGGGCUUUUGAAGAAA